Molecule: messenger RNA, 1466 nt
Organism: Strongylocentrotus purpuratus (purple sea urchin)
Lineage: Eukaryota; Metazoa; Echinodermata; Echinoidea; Camarodonta; Strongylocentrotidae
Exons: 2
Coding region: 586-1197 (203 amino acids)
Source: RefSeq, a predicted model, not a curated record
GUGGAGAUUCUGAAACAAAUACAUGGUGACGGUCAGGGUACCAUGCAGUACCUCACCAGCAUACUGAACGAGUGGGGCCAGUAACACCGCGCGUGUGGGUCUCCACUCUCACCUGCUCCAUGCCGUCCCAUCACAUCGUUGCGGCAUCAUGCCCUUUCAGAUGAAUAUUUAAGCAUAAUUACAUCCUAAAACUUACCAACACUCAAAUCAGUAUCAAUAAUUUUAAGCUGAGUGCCUGAGCUAAUCCCUUUUUUGUAAAAACUUUAUCACAUCAACCUUUGACGAUUGUUUUUGUAUGGUACUUUCUUUUCUGUGUAUACUCUAGCAAUACAUUUACAUUAUAAGUAACAUUAUAAGUGAUCUACAUUUUAAGCAAUAUUUGUUUUUUGUUUUUUCUUUAUUUUGCAGGUUUACCUCCUUUCCUUUGCUGUCCAGUGGAAUAGCAGGAUGGAAAGGCUAAAAGUGGCGGAGAAAAAGGGCAAAACGACAACAACCACAGACCCACGCCAAAUACAGCGCAUGAAUGACCACGCUGAGAUCCUGUUUGGCAAGGAUCAUCUCUUUUAGCCAAACUUUGUCGCCCCCAUGCAGCCACCUACCGAAGCUGAAGAGGAGGAGCUACUCGACGUCGAGUAUGCUUUCUCCCAGUCUUCAAAGUCCUUUUCAUCAAAUGCAUAUUACAUGGAAAAAGCCGAAGAGGAGCAUAAGGCUGAAGACGAAGAGGUUGACAAGAAGGACGAAGACGAAGGCAUUGAAGACGAUGCAGCCAAUGAUGCUCCUGUAAUUUCAGCAUCUAGCCACAUGGAUGCCGUCAGCGCUCACCACACCGUCCUGACGAAGGAAGAGCAAGUCAGAGAGGAGAUCAGCCCUGUUAUGCAGGAUGUCCUGAUGAGCAACCGCCACUUACACUUGCCUGGUUUCGAGCAAAUUGAAGCCCUCGCCUUGCAUCUGGUUAAGCUGACAGAAGGGGAGCAGCAUCUUAUCCCAGCAGAGAUAAGAGAGCAAAUUUACAAAGCUAAAAGUGAGCUAGCAACGCAUGAUCAAUCUGUUUGCAACUUUGUUAAAAAGUACGAGAGCAAGUGGGGCUACACUUUGUUCGGACGUUGCCUCGGGCCAGAAUCAUCACACUCAAGCGCCGCCCAAAAGACCAAAUUUGGGUGGAUGAAGUAUGCGCAGGCAGCCCAAAUCACGGAGUAGUCAAGGGUACCUGGUCAUCCAGCUGCUUAAGAAUCUGCCGUCUAUUUAGGGCUUGUCUCCAACCAAGACCGCCACUAACAUCAGGACAAGGUAUAAGAGGAUCUGUGACGGGCUUUGUGAUGACCCAGUCCUCGCCACACUAAAUCUCCCCCUUCCAAACAUCAACUCCAAAUCAAUUACGAAUUUCAUCGGCAAGCAAGAGAAGCGAUCAAUUUCCUUGCAACCACUCAACCCAAACUCCUCCCACAUAGCAAAGUCCUUUCUUUUGA